Messenger RNA from Rattus norvegicus (Norway rat), 1419 nucleotides. Its product is annotated as glyceraldehyde-3-phosphate dehydrogenase. The record is from RefSeq and is a predicted model, not a curated record. NCBI's taxonomy places the organism in Eukaryota, Metazoa, Chordata, Mammalia, Rodentia, Muridae. Bases 198 to 1220 code for a protein of 340 amino acids. The transcript is spliced from 8 exons.
GCUCUCUGCUCCUCCCUGUUCUAGAGACAGCCGCAUCUUCUUGUGCAGUGCCAGGUGAAAAAGAAAAGAAAAAAAAGGACUGGGCCGCAGGAGGCCGGAGACGAAUGGAAAUUAGGAAUGGGGGGAAGGACGCUGUACGGGUUUAGGGGCGCUGGUGCGAGGUCCGGAAGCCGAGCCCAGGCUCCGCAUUGCAGAGGAUGCCUCGUCUCAUAGACAAGAUGGUGAAGGUCGGUGUGAACGGAUUUGGCCGUAUCGGACGCCUGGUUACCAGGGCUGCCUUCUCUUGUGACAAAGUGGACAUUGUUGCCAUCAACGACCCCUUCAUUGACCUCAACUACAUGGUCUACAUGUUCCAGUAUGACUCUACCCACGGCAAGUUCAACGGCACAGUCAAGGCUGAGAAUGGGAAGCUGGUCAUCAACGGGAAACCCAUCACCAUCUUCCAGGAGCGAGAUCCCGCUAACAUCAAAUGGGGUGAUGCUGGUGCUGAGUAUGUCGUGGAGUCUACUGGCGUCUUCACCACCAUGGAGAAGGCUGGGGCUCACCUGAAGGGUGGGGCCAAAAGGGUCAUCAUCUCCGCCCCUUCCGCUGAUGCCCCCAUGUUUGUGAUGGGUGUGAACCACGAGAAAUAUGACAACUCCCUCAAGAUUGUCAGCAAUGCAUCCUGCACCACCAACUGCUUAGCCCCCCUGGCCAAGGUCAUCCAUGACAACUUUGGCAUCGUGGAAGGGCUCAUGACCACAGUCCAUGCCAUCACUGCCACUCAGAAGACUGUGGAUGGCCCCUCUGGAAAGCUGUGGCGUGAUGGCCGUGGGGCAGCCCAGAACAUCAUCCCUGCAUCCACUGGUGCUGCCAAGGCUGUGGGCAAGGUCAUCCCAGAGCUGAACGGGAAGCUCACUGGCAUGGCCUUCCGUGUUCCUACCCCCAAUGUAUCCGUUGUGGAUCUGACAUGCCGCCUGGAGAAACCUGCCAAGUAUGAUGACAUCAAGAAGGUGGUGAAGCAGGCGGCCGAGGGCCCACUAAAGGGCAUCCUGGGCUACACUGAGGACCAGGUUGUCUCCUGUGACUUCAACAGCAACUCCCAUUCUUCCACCUUUGAUGCUGGGGCUGGCAUUGCUCUCAAUGACAACUUUGUGAAGCUCAUUUCCUGGUAUGACAAUGAAUAUGGCUACAGCAACAGGGUGGUGGACCUCAUGGCCUACAUGGCCUCCAAGGAGUAAGAAACCCUGGACCACCCAGCCCAGCAAGGAUACUGAGAGCAAGAGAGAGGCCCUCAGUUGCUGAGGAGUCCCCAUCCCAACUCAGCCCCCAACACUGAGCAUCUCCCUCACAAUUCCAUCCCAGACCCCAUAACAACAGGAGGGGCCUGGGGAGCCCUCCCUUCUCUCGAAUACCAUCAAUAAAGUUCGCUGCACCCUC